UUUUAUAUCAUGUUGGAUUUUUUUUAAUUUUUUUUUACACUGAGAUUAAAUGGAGCAUAAAAUGUGGAGCAGGAACGCCGUGUCCGUGCUGUGAGCCUUCCCCAGGAGGCUGGACAGGAGAACAUGGCUGACGUGCCCUCGACCGCCGUCCGAGCGCAGACACCAUUUCGCGCUGCGUGUUAUCAGCAUUGCGAGGGAGGGGAAAGGCCGCCUCGCGCAUCACGUGCUCCCCUCUCGUCCAAUCAGGUGCCGUUUUGACGUCCACCGAGCGCGGUCUUAGCCAGACUCUCAGCUGAAUGGCAAUGGGGACGUGGAGGGUGUAGCGCUUGUCACUACUCGAAGGGAAGUGCGUUAAGAGAGCGGGAAAACCAGCACGCUGGGAAAGCAACCCCGUGCAUGUGAGAGGGCGGUACCGCGGGGUAAGUGCCCUGCAGUGAUCGGGAGAGGACGGCCCUGAGCUCCGGCGGCGGCUGGGGGAGUGGGGGGAAACUGUGAGAUAUGCAUCUUGUAAGCAGACGGCCAUUACAAUUAAUGGUAUAAGCAUAUCUUGCAGCCACCAUGGAGGAAGAAUCGGCUGCGAGAGGUGGCAUAGACGGUGUAGGCAAACUGCCAUCCGCAGCUCCUGCCUUCUUUGUCAUCCUGACUCCAUCUCAGGGCGAUGGCUCGAAGGAAGAAGGGAUCUUGGUUGCCAAUAGGGAUGUAUCGUCUGUGGCACCAGUUAUCACAACCGGUUCAGAUCAAUCCAAGUCAGAUUUCUUCCUUUCAUCUAAUUGUACAUCUGGGGAGAUCACUGUGACCCUCGACAAUAACAACAUGUGGAAUGAGUUUUACCGCUGUAACACCGAGAUGGUCUUAACCAAGCAAGGAAGACGGAUGUUUCCUUAUUGUCGCUAUUGGAUAUCUGGUUUAAAUCCUUAUCUAAAAUACAUCCUUGUUAUGGACAUCACUCCGUUGGAUAAUCAGCGCUGUAAGUGGAAUGGAAAGUGGUGGGAGCCUGCGGGGAAAGCCGACCCACAUGUUCUGGGCAGGGUGUUCAUUCACCCCGAGUCUCCGUCUACAGGGCAGUAUUGGAUGCAUCAGCCCGUCUCUUUCUAUAAACUGAAGCUGACCAAUAAUAUUUUGGACCAAGAGGGUCACAUCAUUCUUCACUCCAUGCACCGCUACUUGCCACGGCUACACGUGGUUCCCGCCGAAAAGUCGCCGGAGGUAAUUCAGCUUAACGGACCCGACGUUCACACUUUCACUUUCCCGCAGACCGAAUUCAUUGCCGUUACAGCCUAUCAGAAUUUCCAAAUUACCCAGCUAAAAAUUGAUUGCAACCCUUUUGCCAAAGGUUUUCGGGAAGGUACCGUACCAGGACGACCAGUUAAAGAUUUGAAGCACAAACCUUCAGAACAGGAGGUGGACGCUUCGAGCAGUAAAAAUUUAGAGGAGAAUGAGGACCCCGAUCGCAUGAAAAAGCUACAGGAAUUAUUCAAAAUGUCUGAGUAUUUAGAUGGUGACAAAGAGAAUGACAUUUUCAACUCGGUGCGAGAAUUCCUAAAGUUGACCAAGUCAACGCCUGUACUUGACAAAGACACUAAACCAGAUGAAGAUGUCCUUAAAAGGUUCGCCGAACACUCCUCUGUGGCAUCUCUAUCUACACCCCCUGAGCAGCUUAGUGUUGAAGUUAAAAAGGAGCCUGAAGAUGACUACGAUUACAGUAAGGCUUCAGCUUCAGCUCUAGAAGGUGUAGCGGUUAAGCAAGAACAGUCCGACACUGAAGAUGCCGAUGUCGAUUAUCCCAUAUUAGAGAAGCACUUUGCAAAGUUCAAGGAAGAUCCUUACCUGGAUGGAAACCACUCUUCAGACAGCCCAACAGGGGUUGCAAAAGCAAAAUUAUUGGAACUUGACCAGGGCAGUAUGUGCCUGGAGCCUUGUGCUGCUGAUAACCACCUUGAGGCUCCCGAUUUACCAAAGCCGGUCUUACCCGAAGACACACUACAAGACAUGGAUGCGCAGGACUCCACUCUCCGCACAGAGAGUCCUCCUAUUUGUCCAAGCCCAAGUGUUAAUUCCCAGGUUGGAGUCGAUGUCUCUGUAAAAGAAAAGAGGAAGAGAAUAUGUAAGAACAAGAUUGAUGAAAUAUACGCGACCCUGCAAACUGCACUGAGAACCUCCCGCGGUCCUAAAAGGAAAUGUCCUUUACUGUACCCCAAACCUCCAGUAACACCAACCCCUGGAAAUGAGGGCACUGUGGCACCCAUAGCGAAAAAAAGAGGGAGGCCGCCCAAGCCUAAAAUUUCUAAGGUAGGACGCCCUGCAAAAAAAGACAAUCCCAUAGAAGCUCCACGAUUGUUCCCAGAUUUCAAUCCAGACCUUGAAGAUGUGGACGGAGUCUUAUUUGUUGCUUUUUCUUCUAAGGAAGCUCUGGAUGUCCACAUGGAGAAUAAGCCUCCAGAUACUGAACCUUCCAGUCUUUCGACUCCUGAAGCCAACACAGAACUAACAGAUGAGAUGCAGAAGAUUUUGAGAUUGGAAAGGCAGCUGUUGACUCAUUUGAAGACCAUGAAGAACAGGCAGGUCAUCCACCCGGCCUUACAACAGGUGGGAUUAAAAUUAAACAUUGUGGAUCCUGCCAUGAGCAUUGACCUGAGGUAUCUAGGAGUUGAGCUUACACUGCUGUCUAUCACCAGUGAUGCAAACUAUGACGAUAAUGGCUUGUGUGCACAAGGGUGGCCAUUUGUGUCCAGAACCGGGAAAACCACUGACUACACAAAGAUAAAAGGAUGGCGAGAUAAAUUCUCCACAGAACCAGCAACCUCCUCACAUAAAAAUGAAGCUGGCCGGAAGAACCUCUCAGCCUUCUGCAGCGAUGAGCUUGAUGAGUAUCUAGAGAAUGAAGCAAAAUUGAUGGGUGACCUCAAAGAACUGACUUGGCACAAACCAGAGUCCUCUGUCAGUUAUCAGCUGCCUACUAAAAGCAGCAGUUAUGUGAGGACGCUGGACAGUGUGCUGAAGAAACAAGCACAACAAGCAAAGUCUUCAUUGAAUACCGCAGAACAGUUUCCUGUGCCGAGGAAAAAACGCAAGUAUACUCGCCGAGUGUCCACCCCUAAACCAGAUUCCAAAGCAAGGCCUAUAAUACCAGCCUCAAUUACUGUAAAGGAGAAGUCUGCUAAACCACACUCUGUGCAGAAGAAGGACCAUUCUGCAUCACACUUUCUGGACAAAGUACCGUCCGCUCCAUCCAGUUCAGUGGAAUGCCUUUCCGAGUCCCAACCUGUGUUAAAACCAUCGGAGGAUGAGCAGAGUGGCACUGUUCAGCCCAACUUAGUUGCUUCUGGGGAGGGCAGCGUGUUCCUAAAUCUCCAGACACAGCAAGCUUCAAAACCUAUUGGGUUUUCUAAAGCUCAAAUGAAGCUUUUAGAAUUAGAGGAAUGUGCUAUGUGGGAAGGAAAGCCUCGCACUUAUAUCACAAAGGAACGGGCAGAUUUAUCGCUCUCCACUCUUCUUACAGCCCAGGCUUCUCUGAGAAACAAACCCAUCCAGAAAUCGAUUAACAAACGGACAGACUUGUGCAACAAGGACUUUUGCCGUUUAGGUUGCAUUUGCUCCAGUUUAGGUCUUACAACGCGCGGGGACACUCACUGUCGUCAUGAGACCUGUAUGUUUAGUUGUGAUUGCCUGAAAAACAAGCAUAGUGGAAAAGAAGGGCUCAAGGAUGAGACAACCCAGAAUAAAUCUGAGACCGCUUUCUCUCUUGUUCCUGGAUACGGUUACCAACCUGUGCAGGCAGAGAAAACUGUGAAGUCUCCAGAAGCCAGGCAGACAGAAGAACACCAGGAAAUGACCGUGGAAGGCUCCGGGAAAGCCAGAAAGAGGAAAUUUAAUGAAGGCAAUGACAGGAAAUCAGAUGUGCGGACACCGGUGCCUUUUCCUAUCUGGAAUAGAUCUGAUGUAGCAGAUGAUCCAGAGCCUCUUUGUAUUCCUGAACAGUCUGAAUUUGUUGAGCCCAAAAUCUUGCACAAAGAACACGCAGUGAAGGGCAAGUCUCCAGGCGGCGGUGGCGGCAAAGUUGGACGUCCAAGCUCUGUGGCGCACAUACACCCGGAGAAUCCAAUGUAUUUGCACUUAAACAGCAUGAGGACAUGUGCUCGAGUCAGAGCCUAUCAACGAAAAGCACCAGAGGAAAAGAAAAUGAAAGACCAAAGCAUAUGUGGCUCUGACACCCCUGGCAAGGAGCACAACCUUAAAUCAAGCAAAACCAGAGAGCAAGAAAAGGAUGCCAACAAAGAGGAUGAAAUUGUAGAAAAAAAGUGUGACACGAUGAACAACCAUGAUCCAAGCAAGCUCAUUGACAUUAUCUCAGACUGCAGCCGGGAAGAGGAUGACAGUAAGGUUUUAAACAUUACAUCGCAGCGCAUGACUAGAAGAGAACCACAGUCAUUCAAGGUGGGAAGCUUUAAUGUUGAGCUGAAGCAAGAAAAUGGCAUAGGAGAAAAGUCUGCUUCAGGUACCUUUUGUUCUCGUGUGAAGAUUGCAGUAUCUGCAGAGAAGCAGGUAAACUCUGACCCUCCAAAUCCAAGGCCUGAAAAUGCAAAACCUUCAGAAGAACCUGAAAAUAAGCCUGCUGAUAUAGAAGCAAAGUCUCAUGGAGGGAAGGGAUUGCCAUUCUACGCCAAGGUUAUUCCUGCUGGCAAACUAGUGGCUCAUUUGAGGACUUCAGACGUCAAUCAAGCACACCUGGUUGAGGUCAAUGGCAAGAAUCACCCUCAAGCAAAAUUGCUUUUGGGGCAAAUGGGAGCACUUCAUCCAGCUAACAGACUUGCAGCUUAUGUUACACGUAGACUGCAGCCGAGCCUUUCUCAUCUCUCCAAAGUGAAUGAAGUCAGUGCCAAAAUGGCUACUAAAAGUCCUUCUUCAGAUGUAAUUACUGAAGAUAAGUCAAAGGACAGCCUCCCUUCACAGCAGAAUAAGACUGCUGCACAAUCCAGGCCUAGCAGCACACUCACUCAGUCUGUCAUGGGUGACGAUGGAUCAGUGCAAAAAAGUCCUGGAGUCAGCUCAUCUGAACCCACCAUACUGGGGUCACCAAAACUGAGCAUCCAGUCUACUCGGCUAAUAUUCGUCUCCUCUACUGUGGCGGCGGGGAAGCAAGCCCCAGCUAUCACUACUACUUCUUCUUCUUCUAUGAACCUGCCAUCUUUGUCUACCAUACCCCUCUCUUCUGCUGGCUUAAGCGCUGAUUCUCCCUCCAGAAAGAAAGCAACACCUUCCCUCCCAACCUUAAUGCGUGUAACAAAACUGAUAACAAAAGGCUCUUCUCUGUCCAUUCCUGCAGGAAUAGUAGCCGCAACCGAUGCCCGCGCAAUGACCUUGACAUCCGUACCCUCCACUAAGGACACUGUUCUGACACCACCCGUACUGUCUUCACCUUUGGUCAAAUCCUCACCCACUACAGGGAAUAGAUCAUCAGUCUCCCCUUCCAAUAACCCUGGUAUUAAUAAAAGCAUUGCUACUUCAUUACCAAGUUUAGUAUUGUCACCCAAUGUGCCACGAGUUGGAUCAGUAGCUUCUCAAGUUGGAUUAAAUAUUACCUCUCCAGUGACUGUAAAAACAGUCUCCAAUUCCACUGUGCCAGCAUUGAAUCCUUCUAAAGUAACCUCAAGUCCUGGAAAACGCUUAGGUCCUCGACUUCUUCUAAUUCCUGUAAACAGCUCCUCCAGUCCUUCUCGACCAGUACAGUGUGUGCAGUCAUCUCCUGGACAGAAGAUGGUGUUACAGCCCAUAAAGACUACUAGCGGUGUCACUUUAUUUAGGCACCCCAACGGCCAACUCAUUCAGCUCGUGCCAUUGCAGCAAGUUCAGUCUUCCAAUGUUCAGCCAAGUAGGCAGCAAGUCAUCAUCCGUAAUCCAGGUCCUGUUAUGGGCGUCCGCCUUCCUUUUCUAACAAAAUCUGAAGCCUCAGCCUCAACUUCGGUGUCCAUUCCAGCAACCACUGUUCCUCCUGUUUCUCCUUCAUCUAACUUACCGAUUCUUUCUCCUUCCAAGACCAGUCCAAAUAAAUCUGGGACAGUAAUCUUUCCACAAAAUCCACCCAUGCUUUCUCAGCUCGGUUCUCUUGCCGUGAAAGCCUCCCCACCCAAAAGUAACUGUGAGGCAUCUCUUUCUUUUCCAAAAGUUGUAACUUACACCGCUAGUGAACAUGCUGUAAUAACAUCUAAAGUGAUGCCCCUCCUUUCAGCAGGUCUUUCCUUGCCAAAUAUCCCACCACCUACAUUGCAAAAUAAUAGCCCCACAAAUGCUGCUACAAAACCUAACCUAACACUAAUGGGCAAUAAGCCAGGCACUACAAGUAAUCCAAAUGAAGAAGAUAAGAAGCUUUCAGAUUCAUUAAGUCCUCUAAAAUAUGUCUCAAGUGGGGAAAAAAGUGACAACGAAGUAGUCAAAGAAUGUGAAGGGCAGCCUACACCUGAAAUUGUUAAUGAUGGGAAUGGACCUGAAGUGCAAAAGUCUACAAACCAACAAAUCAAAUCUGUGACUGAAGAGGUCGAUACCAUAGCUAAGGAGGAGCAAUGUCAGAAUGGACAGCAAGACAAUGGACACUGUCAGCUCAGUAUUGAUUCCAUCAAUGAACUGUUUGCUUCAAAUGUAGACCUGCUGCAAGAACCUAGAAAGAACGAUUCCCAAGAUGUUUUGAUGAGGAGAGACCAAGGUCCAGCAGAUAACAGUGAAAGUCAACAGUGCAUAGCAGAUAAUACCAAUAGUCAAGAGAAAUCUGGGGACAGCAGUCCCGUGACCUUAGCCUCAGCAGAACACGUAGCUGCAGGUAUAGAGCAAUGUAAAACUGGGGAGAAAGUAGAAUUAUCGAUAGAACAAAAGUCGGCAAAAUCACAAGACGCUGUGUCAUCAUCCGAUCAGAAUAACUGUGAAAGUCUCCAAGUGGAUCCACAAGCAAAGAAAGUCUCCAAGUGGAUCGACAGCAAAGAAACGAUUUCUGACGACCAGGAAAUCCAGAGCAAUCCACAAACUGAGGAAGAAAGUGAUGUUGACUCUGUGGACAUCGAAACCGUGGAGGAGCUUUCUGACAUGAUAGCUCGUGCGAAAACAUAUGCUGCUGUGACUUUAAAAUGUGGUACUCCAGGAAAAGUUUGUGAAAAUUACUCCAAGAGUGGAGUUGAUGAUUAUGUGGACAUUGAGACAGUGGAAGCGCUUUCUGAGAAGAUAAAUUUUGCUUAUCUAAAGGAAUCUGCUCAUUUAAAUAAGGACAUGUGUGACACUGAAGGAAAAUCAUCCAAAGGGCGGAAGAAGGGCUCCAAGAUGACUGGAGAGGACAUCUUUUCAGAGCAUUAGAUGAGGGCACCAACUUAUUUCACCGUAAGAACCACACAGCCAAUGGAGCGGAAGAGGCGAAGUGAAUUGAGGGAUCUGUUUGAAGAACUGAGAAAUGCUCUUGGUCUUCACAAACCUUCCUAAAGUUUCUAAAAGUUUUAUCCUUAAACAGGCCAUAGAAGAGAUUAAGGACUUGACCGAUACUGCUGAUACGCUUAU
Bufo bufo (common toad) is the source of this 7533-nucleotide messenger RNA. Its product is annotated as MAX gene-associated protein-like. Gene Ontology annotation, biological process: positive regulation of DNA-templated transcription; regulation of transcription by RNA polymerase II; cell fate specification. Gene Ontology annotation, cellular component: nucleus. NCBI's taxonomy places the organism in Eukaryota, Metazoa, Chordata, Amphibia, Anura, Bufonidae. The transcript is spliced from 24 exons. The coding region runs from base 559 to 7335 and encodes 2258 amino acids. Gene Ontology annotation, molecular function: RNA polymerase II cis-regulatory region sequence-specific DNA binding; DNA-binding transcription factor activity, RNA polymerase II-specific. The record is from RefSeq and is a predicted model, not a curated record.